CACAUGUAUAGCGAAGGCACCACCAACGAGAGGUCCUAUAUGAGCUCCGCGAUAUCAUACCCACACUCCACAUGGUCAAACCCUCAACAGUGCUGAUAAUGCAAAAGGCAAAAGACUAUAUUGACCUUCUGCGCCGGACAAUCCAAGAAAUGGAGGUGGAGAUCAACGACCUGCGCAGGGCGCUGGUUGCCGCUGGCUACCCACUGCCGAUGCCCAGCCACCAGCAGCAGGUAGUGUGCGGAUUCCCAGGCUCACAGCCCGCCUCGUUCAACAGCUCAUGCCAGUCCCCGCGCCUUCUGCCCGAGCAGCUGCUCAAUGUCUCGCAGCAGCUGGGAAUGGAGCAGUCGCUGUCGUUCCAAGGCCUUGGCGAACUGGGUAUCGGAAGCGCCCACUUUGAUCCGCAGGAAAUCGAGAAUAUCAAUCGCCUGCACUCAGUGCUCAGCAAAGGCUCGAUGGACAUGGUUUCGAGCAGUGGGCGGCCACUAUCGCCGGUCUCGCCGUACCAGCUCGACCAGUCGCACGGGUGCGCAUCAGGAGAGUUCAAGAAGCAGCCCCAUGCGCUUGCCGUUUCUCCUCAAACCCUCACAGCUCCUUCAUCACAGCCUUACACAUUUCCUCCUUUGCCUAUUAGCUUUUUGUUCUUCUUUUUUCGAUGAUACGUGUGCAAGAUUUUUCUAUAACCCUUAGAUUAACAGAAUGAGGGGGUAGUACUAGUGAAUAUGACAAAACUA
This is a messenger RNA of Linderina pennispora, 731 nucleotides long. RefSeq lists its product as uncharacterized. The coding region runs from base 72 to 656 and encodes 194 amino acids. The transcript is spliced from 2 exons. NCBI's taxonomy places the organism in Eukaryota, Fungi, Kickxellomycota, Kickxellomycetes, Kickxellales, Kickxellaceae. The record is from RefSeq and is a predicted model, not a curated record.